Camelina sativa (false flax) is the source of this 548-nucleotide messenger RNA. RefSeq names its product small ribosomal subunit protein bTHXm. Gene Ontology annotation, biological process: plastid translation. The record is from RefSeq and is a predicted model, not a curated record. Gene Ontology annotation, cellular component: ribosome; plastid. Lineage: Eukaryota; Viridiplantae; Streptophyta; Magnoliopsida; Brassicales; Brassicaceae.
AAGUUUGAGAGACGGAGGAGAGGACGAAAGAGUGAGAGAGAGAGAUGGCGGCGAUGCAGUGGUGCGGCGCGAUGGCGCGACGGAUGAUGAUGACGCAGAGAACAUCUGCAGCAUUGAACAGUUCGGCGGCGAAGUAUUCAUCUUUAUCCCCGGCGUCUGCAGCUCCGGCGGUAUCGGGAAUGGAUUUAUGCGGGAGAGGAGAUAAGAAGACGAAGAAAGGGAAGAGAUUCAAAGGAUCGUACGGGAACUCGAGAGGGAAGAAGCAGAAGAUGAUUGAGCGAAUCAAAGACAAGCUUGAGGUUCCCAGGUCUACUCCUUGGCCUCUCCCUUUCAAACUCAUCUGAAAACUCUUUUCUCUUUUUUAAAAAAUGUCGCCUUUAAUGGUGGUUGUUCUAUAUACUUCUUCUCAUCAUGAAUCAUUUGAGUAUAAAACUCGUCUCUGUUCAUGAUUUUUUUUCAACUCAUUUGCGAUUUUAGAGGCUUAGAUGUUUCCCCCUUGUGGCUUCAUUUGGGAUCAGAAUCCAAAUUACACGCAAAUUAAUAAGUUU